AGCCACCGCGUGCUGGUAUGACGCAUGCUUUAUUGAUUGCGCUUCUUGGAAAUGUAAGGGAUUGUGCUUAUUUUCACUUUCUGUUUACCUAUCCUAAAGCAUCUAAGAUAGCGACUACAGCACAACACAUUUCCUGAUCGACAAGGAAGGACACGUCCUGGAAGUCAAAACAUGGCAACUAUUACCUUUUACCACUACACUGACAAGGCUGGGAAGGACGCUAUCGUCCGUCAGAAACGAAUCCGCCAAAGUGAUGGGGCCAACGAUGCACGGUAUGGGACAGGUGUGUACGGAACAAGCCUAUCUCCGUCUGAAGGACUCAAGAAAAUAGCCUGGAACAAUUGGGAUGGUAUUGUCAACCUAAACAAGGGGAUGCUCAUGAGAGCGGCAUGGGCAAUCGAGGUGAAGCUACCAAAGUCCCAGGUUAAAGAAGUUGGGUCAAAGCGGGAUAUCUUGAUUUACACUGGCGGUGACCUUCAACUUGACGACUACGUCUGGGAGGUCAUCCAGGUUGCCUAGAAGUGAACGAGGAUAUGGUCGCAUUUGCAUUAUUAAAAGUUUUAUUACUUUACAAACUGAAUCAGAAAGAUAGAUUAAGAAUAUUACGUGCUACAACAUAAGAUGAGUGCAGGAUGUACACAAUGUAUGUAUUAUUCUGAAAAGCAGAGGUGUCGGCAAUGUAGAGAACAGACCAGUUACCAACAUGACACUCAGUGGCUUAGUUUGUUACUAACUCAGCUCAGCAGUAAAUAUUGACCUUCAAUUGUA
Molecule: messenger RNA, 768 nt
Organism: Haliotis rufescens (red abalone)
Lineage: Eukaryota; Metazoa; Mollusca; Gastropoda; Lepetellida; Haliotidae
Exons: 3
Coding region: 172-519 (115 amino acids)
Source: RefSeq, a predicted model, not a curated record